AUGCCUCCUCAAGACUCGGUAAAUGCUAUGGCUACCGCAAUGCAUAUGCAUCAGCAAGAAGAAGAGGCUCUAAAAAAAGCCCAGAAAUCUUUGGAUCAACAAGCGUCUAACUCCAAUUUUGUUCCUAUUGGGAACCUUUCAGAGGCCGAAAAUGAUGCUUCUUCUUCAACUCCAUCGGUCCCAGCCAAUCUUACUGAUGUUGAAGAUUCUAGUUUGCGAAAUAAAAAAAAAGAAAAGGCCCCAUCCAAAGCAGACAAUAGGUCUUCUUUUCUUGCUCGGCCUCCUGAAGUAAAGCAAUCCUCUCCGUUUUCAUGGGGAGAUGAAGAGGAGGGCGAAAAUAGUGGAAGUUUCUCAUCAAAGUCACAGAAAAGAGCAAAUGGGAUAUUUGGCUCCUUAUUCUUUAUAUUCGGCCAGAUGAGCAGGAUUUUUUUGUUUAUAAGCCCUGCUCUUAUCGCCAUUCUUGUUGUUAUGUUAUUAUUCAAGCCAAAGCCAUCUGAGAUGUAUUCUCUUUUGGAAAGACAAGAAAACAGGCUAAAUUGGAAGAUGGAGAUGUGCCGGUACUCUCUUUAUUAUAUCAUUACUGUGGUUUUGUAUUAUAUAAGUCCCGUUGUUUUUCAGAUAUUUCUUUAUCUGCUCAAAAUCAUUCCAAAUAACCUUCCCGGAGGUAUUGGGAAGAGCUUUGUUGCAUGGCUGGAUUACUUUUUUGGAACAAAAUCGUAUUGGGGGUUUGUUAUUUUUACCAUUUCUUUCCACAUCUUAACGAUCAAUUUGCUGGUCGACAAUAAUCCUCCUCUUUGGAAAGAUCCGGUCACCGGUGAGUCCUUCAAAGAAAAUCCGAAAUCUAAUUUAGAUUUUUAUUAUAAGGAGCCCCCAAGCUCCUCCUCAGAUACGAUGUCUUCUUUUCCCAAUCUUCCUCCAAAGGUUUCUGCGGCACUUGACGGAUCAAAAAUUUCCAAUCUCGUCAAGACCAUUACCGAUGGGAACGUGGUAAUCAUACACAGUUUGACAAAAUGCCUAGUGGUAUUUUCUAUAUUUCUUGCAAUCGAAAAAAGCUUCAUUCAAAUCAUCGGCGUGAGAUUUCACAAAGUUGCCUUCGCCGACAGGAUUUCCGAGUUAAAGUUGAAGAAAACCUAUUUUGAAGAUCUUCAUUACAUUUCAAAAGUGCGAGCAGGAAGUCGCAACAAUGGGCUUUCGUUUAAAGUGUUGACCCCAUCCAUCGGCAGAGGCUAUGACGUCGAAGCUGGACUCGAUUUGAAGGCUAUAGAUUUAACGGCAACAGAAAAGUUGGAAAAGAAGACCAUCUCGUCCUUUUCUCCUCAGACUGUGGGAUUUGACGAUAAAAGCCCCGAAGCUUUGGAAGCCAUAGGAAAGGCCAAGUCUAUUUACCUCUACUUUUCUUCACUCAAAGAUGCAUCUGAAUGUGAAGAUAUCACUGAAGAUGCCUUUAAACCAUACUUUAGGGAGGAUAUUUAUAAGGAUGUAUUUAGGCUAUUUGACAUGGAUGGAUCGGGGUCGAUAUCCAAAAAUGAGCUAAAAAACCUUGCGUUAUCACUGGUCAAAGAAGAACAGGCCAUCAAGACUUCGUUGCGAGACCACGGUCAAAUUGUGCGGAAACUCGAUGCCAUUCUCACAAGUAUUGCUUCUUGCAUCUCUUUGGUAAUAUCUCUUUCGUUUUUCCAGUAUAAUGUUGGCGUAUAUUUGGCGUCCAUUGGCACCUUUAUGCUUGGCUUUACGUUUAUUUUUGGAGGAUUUGCAAAGGCUAUAUUUGAGGAUCUGGUGUUUCUAUUUAUUACGCAUCCUUACGACGUUGGGGAUGAUAUUAUGCUAAAUGGGGAACAAUCUACCGUUGUCAACGUUGAUCUCCUCACAAGCACUUUCCUUCGAUGGGAUGGACAGCUGAUAUUUGUGCCAACUCAAUCAUUGAUAAGCAAAGAAAUUCUUAAUAUAAGAAGAAGCGGGGCUCAAGCGGAGUGUUUUGAUGUUUCUAUUUCAUCCACAACUUCUGUUGACAAGGUUGCCGCUCUCAGGACAAAUCUCCAACAGCAACUAAAGGAAAGUAAAAAGGAUUUCACAGGAAAAGUGGUCAUGAUCGGAUUUGACGUUGAUGGCGACAAAAUGCGACUAAGGCUGACGGUCGAGCAUAAAACAAACUUUCAGGAUUUGGAAACGAAAGCUCAAAGACAUAACAAGAUCAAAAUGAUACUGAGGCAAAUUGUAGAGUCCGAGGGCAUAACUUAUUAUAACUUUUAG
Molecule: messenger RNA, 2250 nt
Organism: Mitosporidium daphniae
Lineage: Eukaryota; Fungi; Microsporidia
Exons: 1
Coding region: 1-2250 (749 amino acids)
Biological process (GO): transmembrane transport; monoatomic anion transport
Cellular component (GO): plasma membrane
Molecular function (GO): calcium ion binding; mechanosensitive monoatomic ion channel activity
Source: RefSeq, a predicted model, not a curated record